AUGAGAGAGGAAGAGGAGAGAUUGGAAACUGGGCCGGAAUUUUUUGCCCCUGCCGGAGGCCGGCCACCGGAUAGAAGUAAACAAAUGUUAAUCACUGAUUUCUGGAGCCUUGUUUCCAACCAUGGCUAUGCUUCAGUGGAGGAUCCUAGAGAAUCAAUGCCUAAGGAGAUCAGGCCGAAGGAGGGUGCAGCAAUGGGGGGCCAACGACCUGGAGGAGAUGUUGAAGGUCGUCGAUCCUAUGCUGCUGUGUCAAAGAAGGGGUUGCCAGAUGUGGAUGAUCUUCCAGAGCCUAUCCGCGCUGGGCCUCUGACUAAGGUGGUGGUACCACAAGAGGCAUAUGAAGAGAAACUUCAAACGUUCUCUUUUUCCUUGAUCGGAAGGGUAAAUUUCAGUUUCAUCUCCAUGGAUGAUAUUCGUCGUGAUUUGGCAAAGUUAUGGAACUUGAAGGGGAAGAUUAAUCUUGCUCCUCUAGGGAAGGGUUUCAUCCUCUUCCGCUUUGAGAGGGAGGGGGAUAUGUCAUCGGUAUGGAGACGAGGACCCAUUAAAGUUGGGACUCAGGUGAUUAGAUUUCAGAAGUGGAGGCCAGAAUUUAGCAUCCAUGAUAAUCACACCCAAACUAAACUAGUCUGGGUUCGUUUCCCUGAACUUCCGAUGGAGUAUUGGCAUGAAAAAAUCCUUCUGACAAUGGCCAAAGCCGCAGGGAGGCCUGUAGCUUUGGAUCGCAAAACAUUGAAUGGCACCAUGGGCAACUACGCCAGAGUCCUCGUUGAGGUCGAGUUGGUCGGAGCCAGGGUGGAGGAGAUUCAAGUGGAACGAAAGAAACCUGGUACAGACAUCGUUUUCUGGUUCAAACAGCGGGUGUUGUAUGAGGACGAUCUCUCAAGAUGCACCUUAUGCAAAAAACUGGGCCAUAUGGCCAACCAAUGUCGCGAUAAGAAGGACGAAAGAAAGCCUGUUGACCAGAAUAAUGGCAGUUCUCUUGCAGAUGUUCAUGUCCAAGGUAACUUUGCCGGAGUUGGGAGAGAAGGGUCGACUGCAAAAACGGCCAGCCCCAGCUGUGUGAGGAGUCCCAGAUUGGUAGGAGAAUAUUUCUCUCCUACGGUUAUGGAAACAGUGAAUGGGGAAAUUAAUUGCCUUGUGGAGGGAAAUCUGGUGGUUGACUUAGACAAAGAUAGUAUUUCUAAUGAUGGAAUUAUACUUUCACAGAAUUUGGGAGGACCGAAUUCUAACAAGAAUCACUGCAGGGAGAAUCUGGAGCCAAAUAUGGUGGAUAAUCCAUUGGGUGAGGGUGAAUAUGGGUCGGACCACAUCAAUACGGUAUCCGACGGGGAAUGUGACUCUGUGGAAGGAAGCGAGCAGGGAGAGGAUGAUGCUAAUCCAAGGGCUGGAAACAAUUUGGAGGAAUCUUUUGCAGCUUGGAACUUAAGGCCUCGACGUAAUAUUAAUUACCAUGGAGGUCAUGCUGGUCGAGGAUCAACUAAAGGUGGUAGAGGCGGUAGAGGUGAGGAAGGGGUGGUGGCCGAGAAUAUUGUAAAGGGCCUUCCUCCCACCCAGCUGGUGGGAGGUCGUGCUAUUGUUCACCAUCCAGAAGUUGCUGCUAUUGAUAAUGCUUUACGCGCAAAGGAGGCGGCAGCAAGGAAAGGGUUGAAGAAGGCCUCUGGUAAGAACGCUUUACGUGUUCUUGUGAAAGAAAAGGAUCCUGAUAUGCUUUGCAUUGCGGAGCCAAUGAUCGAGGCCCCAAAUUUAUGGGUAGUUUGGAAGAGGAAUUUAAAUAUUCCUACAAUUAUUGCUGAGUCAGAGCAGCAUAUUUCGGUUUCUAUUACAUGGGACUCAAUUACGGCUCAAAUAUCUUUUGUUCACGUGAGUAGCUUUAGAGCAGAAAGAAGAUCUUUGUGGAUGAAGUUGAUGGCUGAUUCUCCUCAGUCCCCUACUCCAUGGGUAAUUAUGGGUGAUUUUAAUGCAACAUUGCAAUCUCAUGAGAAGAGAGGGCCGGGCAACUUUAGUAUGGGGUCGGCAGCUGAAUUUGGAGCCAUGGUUGAUGCUUGUUUAAUGGCUCAAGUGCCUUCUUCUGGACUGAAGUUUACUUGGUCCAACAACCGCCGCAGAGGUAAUGUUCGCGCAGUGUUGGAUAGAAGUUUCUGUAAUGACGAAUGGAUAUCUCGAUUUCAGGAUUGUGCCCAAACAGUCUUUGAUCGAAUUGCCUCUGAUCAUGCCCCUAUUAUGGUCACUUCAGCCCUAUCUCAGAGACCGCCUAAUGCCCCUUUUCGGUUUCACAAAUUUUGGAUAGACCAUACAGAUUUUGAAACUGUGGUUAACUCAUCUUGGAGUGAGUGGAUUUCAGGGAACCCUAUUUUCGUCCUCAUGCUCAAGUUGAAAAAAUUAAAAGAAGUUUUGAAAAUCUGGGCUAAGACCUCCUUUCCAAACAUUGAUAGAGCUCUUGAAGAUGCAUAA
Molecule: messenger RNA, 2451 nt
Organism: Macadamia integrifolia
Lineage: Eukaryota; Viridiplantae; Streptophyta; Magnoliopsida; Proteales; Proteaceae
Exons: 3
Coding region: 1-2451 (816 amino acids)
Molecular function (GO): nucleic acid binding; catalytic activity; zinc ion binding
Source: RefSeq, a predicted model, not a curated record